Talpa occidentalis (Iberian mole) is the source of this 761-nucleotide messenger RNA. RefSeq names its product PH-interacting protein-like. NCBI's taxonomy places the organism in Eukaryota, Metazoa, Chordata, Mammalia, Eulipotyphla, Talpidae. Gene Ontology annotation, biological process: cytoskeleton organization; regulation of cell shape; regulation of transcription by RNA polymerase II. Gene Ontology annotation, cellular component: nucleus. The record is from RefSeq and is a predicted model, not a curated record.
AGGCGGCGGCGGCCGUAGCCGCUGCCUGAGAGUUGUUGUUUCCUCCUCCUCCUCCUCCGCCUCCGCCGCCGUUGCUUGAAUGGUGGAGCCGAGGCUCGGCUCGUGAACACACACUGACAGCUAUAGGGCAGGCGGCGGCACCAUCCCCGCUUCCCCUCGGCGGCGGGGUGUCCCGCCGGCGGCCCCGAAGUGACCCAUAAACAUGUCUUGUGAGAGGAAAGGCCUCUCGGAGCUGCGAUCGGAGCUCUACUUCCUCAUCGCCCGGUUCCUGGAAGAUGGACCCUGUCAGCAGGCGGCUCAGGUGCUGAUCCGCGAGGUGGCCGAGAAAGAGCUGCUGCCCCGGCGCACCGACUGGACCGAGGAGCAUCCCAGGACCUACCAGAAUCUGGUGAAAUAUUACAGACAUUUAGCACCUGAUCACUUGCUGCAAAUAUGUCAUCGACUAGGACCUCUUCUUGAACAAGAAAUUCCACAGAGUGUUCCUGGAGUACAAACUUUAUUGGGAGCUGGAAGACAGUCCUUGUUACGCACAAAUAAAAGCUGCAAACAUGUUGUGUGGAAAGGAUCUGCAUUGGCUGCAUUGCACUGUGGAAGACCACCCGAGUCACCAAUUAACUAUGGUAGCCCACCCAGCAUCGCGGAUACGUUAUUUUCAAGGAAGCUGAAUGGGAAAUACAGGCUAGAGAAACUUGUUCCAACUGCUGUGUAUCAGCACAUGAAAAUGCAUAAACGAAUUCUUGGACACUUGUCAUCUGUGUACU